UCAGCCUGCCAUGUGUGGUUGUUGUUUUUGAAGUAGUGGUGAUUGUAGCAGUGGUCCUCGACUCCUCAUCACGCUCAUGGAUUAGGAUCAGCCGCGAUUGGCCUGACUCACGUUCAUGCCCGCCAUCACGGACCCACAGCUUGGGAUAGUCCUUGGGAUUGGCCCUUUGCCCGCCCUCCUCCGGUGGAAUCGCCGGUCAUGCUUCACUUGCAGCGAUGUUGGCCUGGGCCGCAUUCGGCUGCCCGGGUUUCGGCCUUUCAUCCCUUCGCUCUCAUCCAAUCUCGGCCGGGUUCGACCAGUCCGCCGGGGGAUUUCGUGCCCUUUCGUCAAUGGAUGGAUGUCCAACGUGCCACGGCCAAACGGAGUCUCGUGGUCCAAGUGCGGAACGUCAAUUCCGCCCCCGAUUUGUAUCAGUAUUGCGCUGACCAAUUUGGACCCAUCAAAGGCCUGCAUUUCUAUCAGACCCCCAACGCGUCAUUUUCGGAUUUUUACAUCGUGGAAUUUGAGGAUUUGGCCGGGGUGCAAGCGGCCAUGCAACAAAGUCAACAUAGUCAAGAUUCCCGCCACACCCUCAAAUUCCCCGUCCAAAGUCCAUUUCUAUGGUUUUCACCCCCGUCAUCGCCGACGAGUCGCUCUUCAAAAUUGGUGGUGAGCGAAGAAAUCCAACGCCUCCAGGUGGACUAUCCGGUUUUCGCUCAAACCAGUCCCACCUACGAAGAUAUGAUCCAUGAGUCCGGGCAACGGUCUAAUUUGAAUGAUCAAAUCUCCGGAUUGCACGCCUCCAGUCGCAUGAGCGAUAUCUCGACGCGUAUCCGCUUUUUGGCGUGCGAGCAAAUCGAAUUGGCCAUUCAGAGCAUGUUCCCCAUGGCUGAAGUUCUACCCUUUGGCUCAUCCGUCAACUCGUACGGGUCAUGUUCUAGUGAUGUGGAUAUGGUGGCUCUGUUAUCCAACCACAAUCAGAGUGACGAAACCAAGGCACGAUUGGUCUUCCAUGCCAAAGGCGGUUCGUAUGAAAGUUAUCGCGCCCAAGGACAGAUUUGGUGUCGGACCAUCGGGGAUACGAUCCGGACAUUCUUGCCCGGAUGCAAUCAAAUCAAUUCCCUGUGGCGAGCGCGGGUUCCGAUUGUCAAAUACAAGCAAGAACUUCUCGGAUUGGAGUGCGAUCUCUCCUACGGGUCAUCAUCCGGCUACCACAUGUCAGAGUUAUUGUAUAUCUACGGUGAACUGGACCCGAGAGUACGUCCUCUCGUGUGCACCAUUCGACAUUGGGCCAAAAUGAGAGGCCUGACCGAGACUCAACGUCCCACUCAAAUGUUGACCAACUUCAGCGUCACUCUCUUGGUGCUUUUCUUUCUUAUGAACCAACAUCAGAUGCUCCCUCCAAUGCGGACCCUCUACAAAUUAGCUCGUCUAGAGGAUCGAGUUAUCACCGAUGACGAUGUGGUCUGUACUUUUCUUAGGGAUCUCUCGGGUCGUCAAUCCCAGUUAAAUGCGCGUUAUCACGACUCGAAACUUACCUUGACCGACCUGCUGCUCGAUUUCUUCAAGUUCUAUGGAGAUUUCGAUUAUAAGAGACACACCGUGUGUAUAUUAACCGGAGAAUGCCAACCUAAACGGACACAAACAUCCUCGACCAAACAUAUGCAUUCGUGUUUAAGCAUCACCAAUCCUUUGGAGCCAGAUUUAAAUGUGUGUGCGAAUGUGACUUCGUUUGGAUUGGACAGUUUCAAGGCCAAUUGCCAAAAAGGAUACAAGUUUAUGACCGACGUUCAAUUGGGCAAUCAAGAGGCCAGAUUGGAUCUACUUUUAAGACAAAAGGCGUCCAAGUCCUCAUCAAAAGUGAAUGUGCAACAAAUGUUCCAAGAGGAGAAAAGUGGCAACAGUCAAGGUGCUGAUGUUCCCACCAAAGAAAAUCCGAGACACUUGAAUCAGAUGAGCGAUCGGAACUCUCCGUCCUCGGUCAGAGUUCGAACUAAAACGGUCAAAUCAGGCCACGCUGCUUUGAAAAUGAACACCCUGUUUAAACGCUAGGACAAUAUUGUGGUAUUGAAAUUCAUUCAGGGAAAAAAUCUUCAGUCUCAAUCGAAAGAUUCUUCGACGUCUUAGUUAUUCAUGUAUAGAAAAGAAAGCACACCCAAAGCGCGUUUGACUCUAAAAGAGGUUUAUAUGGAUGCAAAAUAUGUUGGGAGGAUAAUAAUACAUAGGUCAGUGUCCCUCGCCUUUUUUGCCCGUGACGCGCUUGAAUUCACUCAUAUCCGUGGUGGAGAGUGGGGUGCCAAUCACGGCGAAAUAAUCGAUUUGCGUGGUCUCUUCUCCGGCCUGAUUGUCUUGGAAGAAGAACUGGACGCUCUGAACAUUCUGAUACUUCACAAACUUGAGUGGAAUCGGUCGGCCAUCCAGUUGCUCUGGUGAUAAACUGAAAAACAAAAAAUCAAUUAAACCAAUGAAAUAAUUAGAUGAGUGAUCUCGAA
Molecule: messenger RNA, 2471 nt
Organism: Tigriopus californicus
Lineage: Eukaryota; Metazoa; Arthropoda; Copepoda; Harpacticoida; Harpacticidae
Product: poly(A) RNA polymerase, mitochondrial-like
Exons: 7
Coding region: 199-2031 (610 amino acids)
Biological process (GO): mitochondrial mRNA polyadenylation
Molecular function (GO): poly(A) RNA polymerase activity
Source: RefSeq, a predicted model, not a curated record